GUUACCGGCAAAUUCUUCCUGAUCCUACGGUGGAAAAAAAAUCCUUGGAAGGCGGUGGGUCUUCCAGUGAAGAAUCACACUUAUUAACCAAUGUUGGCGUUAGAAAUCCGAAGGUGAGUGCGUGAGUGUGUUUUGAUCUAUCUUAUAAAUUGAAACAAACAAGGCGAAACUUCAAGUCUCAAUGUAUCAUGUUAACUGCCAAAACGAGGCAAAGAUCGACUUUUUUUCCCCUUCCGUUUUCUAAUUUUGGUAAUUUUCAAACUAAGGGGUCAUUCAUCGAUAUAUUUCCACAGUUAAAGGAAGGCAUAGAUGUCCCGCUCAAAAACAGUGAUUUGCAGAAAAUUUCAAGAGCAUGUUCCACAACAUUUCUUCCGCAAGACUUUGCAACAAUGAUUUUGAGUAUUCCCUCGCUGAAAAACGCCUUGAAGUUCCUUCACUUAAAAGAGCUGCAGGAGCAGAGUAAAAGUUUAUGUAAGAGGAAAGAGGAUCCGUCUGUUUUAAGAGUUGGCUCCAAGUGUUACCAGCAACUUGUUUCAUUUAGCUGGGCAAAGUCGCUGACAGAAUGGCAGGAAAGAGCACCUGAUGUGUUAGAUACUUUAUCCGCUAUAGCGGUACCGGACAACCUAUCAAGUUCUCAAAGAGCUGAUGCCAUUAUUCCGCCGUUAUGCACUGCGUGCAGCAUCCUACUAAAUACUAGAAAUGCAGAAUUAAGUCUUGUGCAGAAAAUGGUAUCCGUUGUUCUUGGACUUGGAGGAUGUAACAAAAUGACAUUCCAAAGGUUAAAUAAACUGGGAAUAUGUCAGUCCAGUGACAGCUGGUUAAGAAUCAUGGAUGAUGUUGGUGGGAACCUAGAAAGCAUCAUCAAAGAACUAAUGAAUGAGGGCAAGGAGCCAAGAGUGGUAUAUGAUAACUUUGAUUUCCGCAUUACUCCAGGGCAGCUGACAAAAGAUCAUCAGAACACAGACAACCACUGGAUAUCUCAGUAUGUGACCUUCAAUCGAAUAGAUACGAGUGGCAUGAAUAACAGUCAACCUAUAGGUGAACUUAGUAAAUUUGAAAUAUUUGGUUAUCUGUUAAAUGAGGUAGAGGAGGCUAAGUUAAGAUCUGAUUACAUAAUUCUUGUAACCAGAGUCUUGGUAAAA
Messenger RNA from Orbicella faveolata, 1142 nucleotides. RefSeq lists its product as uncharacterized. The record is from RefSeq and is a predicted model, not a curated record. Lineage: Eukaryota; Metazoa; Cnidaria; Anthozoa; Scleractinia; Merulinidae.